GAAUAACAAAUUGACAAUAACAUGUGGAGUUAGGAAGAAACAACGGCUUUGCAAACCUGAACCCUUAAACCCCAAAACCCCAUUCCAACUCUGCAAGAGGUCAAUGGUCGAAUCUCCACAAUGAAAGCAUUGAGAACCCUAAGAAGGACUCUCUAUUCUCCCACACCCGUUUUCCGCGCCUUUUUCUCGGCCCAGGCCCAGGCCCAGGCCCAGGCCCACGAGGAUCCCACCACCUCCGCCGCGGACUCCGACGCCGUCUUCGACAGCUCCCGCUACGCCCUCCACCAUGACACCAAGCCCACGCCCGAGCCCGGGCCCACGUGGGACGAGAAGUACCGGGCCCGCGCGGACCGAGUGGUGUUCGGGGAAGACGGCCCCAAGGGGAAGCUGCGGCUGAAGGAGGAGGAGGACGAGAGGCGGAGGAGGGCCCUCGCGAAGGCCCUGCUGGAGGCCGCCGUGGACGACGGCGAUGACGAGGAGGCAGAAGGGAAAGGCGCGGCGGUGGUCAACGAGGAAGACCAGAAAUCCUUGGCCGUUGGAAUCAUCGGUGCCCCCAAUGCCGGCAAGUCUGCCCUCACUAAUUAUAUGGUUGGGACAAAGGUGGCAGCGGUUUCACGGAAGACAAAUACUACAACUCAUGAAGUUGUGGGAGUGUUGACAAAAGGAGACACCCAAAUUGUGAGUGACUUGUGCUUAUAUCAUUUGAGCCAAAAUAUGGACAUAUUUUGAU
Cajanus cajan (pigeon pea) is the source of this 730-nucleotide messenger RNA. Lineage: Eukaryota; Viridiplantae; Streptophyta; Magnoliopsida; Fabales; Fabaceae. The record is from RefSeq and is a predicted model, not a curated record.